Molecule: messenger RNA, 546 nt
Organism: Penicillium alfredii
Lineage: Eukaryota; Fungi; Ascomycota; Eurotiomycetes; Eurotiales; Aspergillaceae
Product: translation machinery-associated protein 20
Exons: 3
Coding region: 1-546 (181 amino acids)
Biological process (GO): formation of translation preinitiation complex
Molecular function (GO): RNA binding
Source: RefSeq, a predicted model, not a curated record
AUGUUCAAGAAAGAUAUCCCCGCGAGCAACCGCUCCAAGGUCAAAUCCUCCGUGCAGCGCGGCCUGCGCCAGAAGCUGCUGGAGACGUACCCGGGCUUUGAGCCGUACAUUGAGGAGAUUCUCCCGAAGAAGGCCUCAUUGGAAGCCGUGAAGCUACCCGACCGCGUAACCCUCUACACAAUAGACACAACGCCCCUCUUCUUCCAGCCUAUGGACGGCCCGCCCAUCCCGCACCUCCGCCUCAUCCACGCCUUCCCCACCGCCCUGCCAACCAUCCAGAUCGACCGCGGCGCCAUCCGCUUCGUGCUGUCCGGCGCCGCACUGAUGGCCCCCGGACUGACCUCGCCUGGUGGGCGACUGCCGGAUGCGGAGCAUGGCCUGGAGGCUGGGCAGGUGGUUGCCGUUACGGCGGAGGGCAAGCAGGAGGCGUGUUUAGUGGGCACUCUCAAGGUUGGCACGGAGGAGAUGAAGAAUAAGGGGAAGGGGGUUGUUAUGGAUGAGGGCCAUUAUCUGGGGGAUGGGCUGUGGCGGAUGCAGUUGGAUUAA